Messenger RNA from Drosophila ananassae, 5081 nucleotides. RefSeq names its product protein cappuccino (gene capu). Gene Ontology annotation, biological process: actin filament network formation; actin nucleation; cortical actin cytoskeleton organization. The coding region runs from base 1 to 4881 and encodes 1626 amino acids. The transcript is spliced from 10 exons. Gene Ontology annotation, molecular function: microtubule binding; actin filament binding. NCBI's taxonomy places the organism in Eukaryota, Metazoa, Arthropoda, Insecta, Diptera, Drosophilidae. The record is from RefSeq and is a predicted model, not a curated record. Gene Ontology annotation, cellular component: cytoplasm; cytoskeleton; actin filament.
AUGUUAUCAGACAGGAUAGUUGAAUACUAUCCAGUGGUCUCCAUUUUCAUAACUGUUCUCAUAUUUCUGGCGAUAUUGCACUACAGCGAUCGUGUUGCAACUAUACUGCCAAUACCCAGUUUAAAAACAACUGCAAAAAAUAAAUGUCCCACUAGUGCAGAAGAAACAGCAACAAUGGCAACCGGAGGAAUGAAUAAAAAAAGGCGAAGGAGCGUGUCGGCCAUGCAGUACCGCAGCGCUGCCACUGCCACCAGAGACAACAACAACAAACCGAGGACCAAAAGGAGCAAAAGUUGCAUCAACAUGGGAAACUCACAAAAUCGAGCGGCAAACAGCGAUGAAAAGUCACCGCCAGGUGGCGGCAGUCUAGUGCGGAUGGGGCUCGGCAGCAGCAGCAGCGGCGGCAUAGCCCGGGAAGUGGGCGACAUGGGUGGUGUGGGCGUGGCCCUGAUUGAACGUCGAAGCAGUCGAGUGCGCGUCCUGAGCCGUUUUGUGGGACAGAAAAGGAUUCGCGAGGCAUUCCUGGCCUCACCAAAACCGAAAACCCAAUCGGAGGGCAGUCUGGUGAGCAGGGAUGGAAGCGGGGACUGGACCACAGCGGAAACGGAAGUGGAAACGGAAGCGGAGCAGGGACAAUUGGAUAACGGCGCCGAACAAAUAGAUUUUCCCCCCGCCAAGCCGCCGCGUUUGAAAAAGCUGAAGUCCUUGCAACGGGAAUUGGAACGGGAGGAUCGUUGUAGUUUUAGCCAACUCUGUCACCUGACCAUUGAAUCCAAAGACGAUCAGGACAAUGCGUUAGAGACCGAGUCCUUGGGGAUUCUGUCCAUUCAGGAGCAACACCAGUCGUUGCCGGAACCCCCACCGACCACCAAGCAACCUCGAAAGAGACGCAUUGCACCCCAACCCCCACCAAAGCCCCCACCGAAACCCAAGAAAAGAUCUAACAAAAUCGGGGAGGAUAACCCCCAAACCGAUGAUCACUGUGCGUUUAUUGAAAAGCUCUUUGCAGCAACAUCUGAAAAAAUGGCAACCGAUGCAACCAAUACUGUGGCGGACGACGUGAUCAGUUUGGAUUGCACCGACUCCCUUGAGUUCCACAACUGCAGCGGCGACGAUUGUUGCUAUGCCUCCAACGACACUCUGACCCAUCGCCAGAGACAGAGGGAGCUUCACCAUCAUCAUUCCAACUCGGUCCAUCGCUCCGAUCACCAUCAUACCAUUCCCUACGACCAGAGAUCCCUGUGCACAACCUGCUCAAGCAAUGAUUCCCUAUUCACAGAUCCCGUCCCGGAGAUAGCCGAACCCAAACAGUAUCUAAAUGCGGCCAAGAACGACCACAUCCGGAUUCCACAAUCGAAACGCGAUCGUCCACUGAGCGAAAUUAGUGUCACUUCGGUGGACACACUGUCGCCGAUUACAGCCAGGGCGAUCCUCGAGCUGAAGCGGCAAUGUCUCAAGGAUAAGUUGGACUGCUUGAGUGUAACACAAGUCACCUACUUCAGCAUAGCCAAUGACCUGCAGGAGGUGGAGGAAGCCCAGCCGGCCAUAUUGCUCAGCUCGGAACUAUUGGUAGCACCGAAUAGCCCGGCGGAGAGUUCGCCGGACGAACUAAUGGCUUUGCAGUUGGGCAAGAAGCUGGCCCAAGUCCUGGGCAGUGGAACUGGCUCACCCUUGACCCCCGGUAAUAUGGAGGGUGGGAUUCCAACCCCAGGGCCUGGAAAUCGGGUGGACUCGCCGCUGGGAAAUGGCGAAUUAUUCAAUGUCUCGAAGGCGAAAAAGGUCGAGCUGCAGAAUCUUUCAUCCAGAUUUACAGCAGCCGUCAGUCAAACACCACCGCCAGGUGUUGCAACCCCAAACGAUUCAGGAGCGCCAGGACUUUUGGGAAGUACUGCAGGAGCUGGGACGUCCUCGUCGCUGGAAACGCAAUCAACUGUUAUAAUUUCGUUUAAAUCAUCUCAAACACCUGUGCAGUCUCAAACGAAUUCUGCAGCACCGCCAGCAGUGGUACUCGCUACUGACAAUGUCGAGGAUGACACGGCGCCCCUGCCACUGCCACCGCCACCGCCGGGCUUUGGCACACCCACCACGCCCCUCUUGUCGAGCAAUGUGCUAAAGAAGGUCGCCAGCUUCACGGUCGAAAAGUCUUCGGCGGGCAAUAGCAGUAGCUCCAAUUCGCAAUCCAAUCCCCCGAUUCUGAGUGAGGAGACAACGCUUUUGGCCACGCCGACCUCGUCGCUGGCGGCAACCCUGCCGGAAAUUCCGGGUGGCGUGGGCGCUGCCGGAGCAGGAACUGUAGUGGGGGCUGGAGCUGGUUCGCGACGCGGCUCAUCUUAUGUACCGGAAAAGUUAAGCUUCGCUGCAUAUGAAAAGUUCGAAGGUCAAAUGCUGAUGAAAUGGAUUAUCUCAACGAUGCAAAACAACCCGAAAAGUGCUCCCCACCAGGACUUCAACCAGGAACUCUUCUACUCGCUGGCGAUGCAGUUCUGCAAUAAUCUCAAAUAUGUCGGCGUCCUCAAGCAGAUCUCCAACGAGCAUUUGGACGGCGGAUUCAGCCCGUAUGAGAUGUACCAAUGGACGCACACGGAGCAGCCGACAACAUCACUGCCUCUGACCCCCGGGAAGCUGGAUGCAGUGGCAGCUUGGCCAUUUUCGAGUACGCCAUCUGGUCUCCGAAACCUCGAGGCGAUCUCUUUGAGCAACGCAUCAGGUGCUCUGGGAGGGGCAGCAGCAGUGACAGCAGCAUCAGCAGCAGCCGUGGCUGGCACAGAAACCACAUCGGUAUCGGAUAAUCAAAAUACCCUGCAGCAGAUACUGAAGAAGCGCCUGCUGAACUGCACCACUUUGGCGGAGGUUCAUGCGGUGGUUAACGAACUGCUGAGCAGUGUGGAUGAACCACCGCGGCGACCAUCCAAGAGGUGUGUGAAUCUCACGGAUGUCCUGAAUGCCAGUGAAUCGACCGUUUAUGAAUACAACCGAACGGAAGUCAACCAAGGAAGUUUAGUGGAUGCUGGUACACAAACGGAACUGGAAGAUUCCGGGGAAGAGCUUAUGAGCUGCAAAGGAUCGUGCAAGUGUGGGGGGUUGCCGGUAGCGGAUACAACCGAAAAGAAUGGUCAGGAUACGAAGGGCGAUGGUGAGACUGGCGGGGAGAAAUCGACAAUUCCACAACCGCCUCCACCACCCCCACUUCCUCUGCACUUCCAACCGCCCCCCCCGCCACCGCCUCCACCACCUGCUUUUUCUUUAAACGCCCCGCCUCCACCACCACCACCCCCUCCGAUGAUGGGAGCUCCACCGCCUCCUCCUCCGCCACCGGGAUGUGGCGCGGCACCGCCUCCACCUCCUCCAGCACCGGGUGCCUGCGGAGUGCCGCCCCCACCGCCUCCCAUGGGCGCCUCGCCCUCCAAGUCACUGAUCUCACCCGCCCCGCUUCCCGAUCCCGCCGAAGGGAACUGGUUCCAUCGCACAAACACCAUGCGCAAGAGUGCUGUUAACCCGCCAAAGCCCAUGCGUCCCUUAUACUGGACCCGCAUCGUGACUAGUGCCCCGCCAAUCCCACGACCCCCGUCGGUGGCCAACUCUACCGACAGCACAGACAAUAGUGGCAGCUCACCGGAAGAACCACCUGCUGUGGAAUCUACCACCCCUCCCACCAAGGAAAUUUGGACGGAAAUCGAGGAAACCCCUCUGGACAAUAUCGAUGAAUUUACGGAACUUUUUUCCCGCCAAGCCAUGGCACCGGUCAGCCGGCCCAAGGAGGCCAAGGUCAAGAGGGCGAAAUCGAUUAAAGUCCUCGACCAGGAGAGAUCCCGCAAUGUGGGAAUCAUUUGGAGGAGUCUGCACGUCCCGUCCAGCGAAAUCGAACAUGCAAUAUACCACAUAGAUACGUCAGUUGUCAGUUUGGAGGCACUGCAGCACAUUAGCAAUAUUCAGGGCACCGAUGCUGAACUGCAGAUGAUCAAGGAGGCCGCCGGAGGAGACAUUCCGCUGGAUCAUCCAGAGCAGUUCCUGCUGGACAUAUCGCUAAUCUCGAUGGCCAAGGAGCGGAUCUCGUGCAUUGUCUUCCAGACAGAAUUUGAGGAGUCGCUCACUCUAUUGGUCCGUAAGCUGGAGACUAUUUCCCAGCUGUCCAAGCAACUGAUCGAAAGUGAAGACCUCAAACUGGUGUUUUCCAUUAUUUUGACUCUUGGUAAUUAUAUGAACGGCGGCAACCGUCAGCGCGGCCAGGCGGAUGGCUUCAAUCUGGAUAUUCUCGGGAAGCUCAAGGAUGUCAAGUCCAAGGAUUCGCACACCACUUUGCUCCACUUCAUAGUGCGCACGUACAUUGAGCACAGGAGAAAGGAGGGAGUGCAUCUUUUGGAGAUCCGUCUGCCGAUCCCAGAGCCAGCGGACGUGGAGAGAGCGGCUCAGAUCGAUUUCGAUGUUGUGAACACACUUAUUGAUGAGCUCGACACUAAGUUUAAAGAUCACAAGAGAACCACAGCCAAAGUGCUGGCCGCCUCGCGUCCGGAUAUCCAGGAGCCCUUUAAGUCCAAAAUGGAGGAGUUCGUUGCCGGAGCUCAAGAAUCAAUGGACAAACUUAAGCAGCUUCUCCAGGAGUGCCGCGACUUGUUCAUGAAGACGAUGAAGUUCUACCACUUCACUCCAAAAAGUGGUUCUGUGACCCUGGAGAAGUGCACUCCCGAUCAAUUUUUUGAGUACUGGACAAACUUCACUAACGAUUUUAAAGAUAUUUGGAAGAAGAUGAUCACAGAUCUCUUAAACGAAUUGAUGAAGAAGUCGAAACAAAUCGAGUCGCGUCGCAACGUCUCCACGAAAGUAGAAAAGUCCGGUCGAAUUUCUUUGAAGGAGCGCAUGCUUAUGAGGCGCAGCAAAAACUGAAUACCUAAUCUAAGAAACACCACGAUGAUAUAUUUUUUAAUUGUAGUUGCUUUUUAUUCACACUAUUGCUAAGGAAAUUUCCCGUUAAAUGGAUUCAUUCUCCGCUAAUUGUUAAGUUACAAAAUUGUAUACAAAAUUUGAAUUACUUAUAUGCAAGCGUGGCGCUUAAAAUAAAUUGUCCUCAUGCUGUUGUGAUCGUA